GGCCGGCAUUGUUGGAGAAUGGCGUCUGCCUUGAAUAUUUGUUUGUGGUGGCUGUGUAGUUUUCUUGCCAUUCACUGCAGUAUAACGAAGGAUCAUCACAGUGAUAGUUUCACAGAAGAACUCUUCGUAAAGCCUUUAUCUAGUGGUCAUGUUUAUAGUUAUUUUCUUUUCACAACAAGAUGGAACAUUGACAGAGCGAAGCAAACAUUCCAACACUUCCGGCUCUUUCCUCUGUCCCUUGGUGAAAUUGUGAGCCAGCAGCACGUCCAGGAACUACACCUCUCACUGACACAGGGCCGCUGGCAGCAUCUUAAAUGGGGCUACCCUUUUCAAGAGGCACCACCAGGUGCUCAUCUUUGGGCCUGGUUUGUCCCUGACACCUCGAGCGUUUCCAGUGCUUGGAAGAACUUGACGAAUGCUUUGUCAGGCCAGCUGUGUGCAUCACUCAAUUUUGUUGAUGACACAGUGACUGUGAGUCCGAAGCGAUCUUUCCGGCCUCAAGGAUGGGUUCGUUCGGCCAACUCAUCGCUUUUGCGGUAUGCUGCUUUGCCACGCGAGUCAGUCUGCACAGAGAACUUGACGCCAUGGAAGAAACUUUUACCAUGCAGCAGCAAGGCGGGACUUGCUACAUUGCUGCAUGCCCUGCAACUGUUCACAGCAAACUACAUGUCCCUGGGUCUAGACCUGAAGACAGUCUGCCAGGAUGAAAAUUGUCUGCACGCCAUCCUGGAGCUACAAAUGUCAGUGUCAUUGGUUAUUGAUGCUGUGGCUGCACAAAAUGGAUACCAGACAUGGUCUCUCAGCAAGUUAUUCGGAGCUGGCCUCAAGACUUCAUGCCCUUUAGCUUCCAUGAGUACCAUCUACGUUGAUGUAUCUAAUAAUGGUAGUGUAGGAACAUACCGGCUUAGCCCUGAGCCCACACAGCUGGUUGUCUCUGGAGGGGGUGCUUACCAGCGUAGAUUGGCCAUUUAUGACCUGAAACGCCAUGUGGCCCAGGGACGGUUCAACCUAGCAGCCCAGUAUGAAAAGCCCCACAUCUACUGGAUUAUCCCAGAGCCGCCCCUUCACAUCACCCGCUACAUUCAAGGUUAUGGUCUUGAGCGUGGUGGAAUAGUCAAUCGUAUCAAGAAUAAUCACCCUACAAAAGCUGUACGAGUUGUGCUGCUCGAUGUCAUUCCCUGGUUUCUUCCCAUAUACCUGCACACAUUGAAAAUUUCCUCAGGUUCAAGGCAGCUGAAAGCAGAGCAUGUGAGCUACCAACCAGGUCGUGAUCGAGAGAGGCCACACCAUCUGGAGAUUACCCUCAUGCUCCCCCCAGCAGCAGAGACAAUUGUGGCAUAUGAAUUUGAGCGAGCCUUCCUCAAAUGGACCGAGUAUCCGCCCGAUGCCAACCAUGGCUUUUAUGUUGGGGCAGCUGUACUUAGCGCUCUUCUGGAUGAACCUGUGGCCAACUACAGCGGUGACAUCUCACUUUGCCCUAGUCUGAGGCACUGUAUUACUGGGACAGCAUCAGCACUCAACGAAAAAGGCAGUUCAGGAAAGCAGUUUGUGCGCAUCUACACUGAGACCUUGUUGGUAUCACUGCCAACACCUGACUUCAGCAUGCCAUACAACGUCAUCUGCCUUGCCUGCACCGUAGUUGCUUUAGCCUUUGGACCCAUACAUAACAUAGCCACCAAUGCGUUGACCACUGUUGAAGCGAAGAAAGGAAGUGAAGGACUGCUACGGCAACUAGCAUCCAAGGCGAAACGAUUGUUCCGUAAGAGUCCCUCAGAAGGCUCUGGUGGUGGCGACAGUGGUGAUCAAGAGAAGAAGAACAAAUAAUUUAGGCUUUCUAUUAUUUAGUUAUACUUAUCACCAUCUACAUGCGCAUAUUUGUGCAUGUAACCUGUAUAUAUAGUGUUAUACAAAUUCAUUUAUCAUGCUAAUAAAUUUUGCUUUUGUUAUCAUGA
Messenger RNA from Rhipicephalus sanguineus (brown dog tick), 1952 nucleotides. RefSeq names its product GPI transamidase component PIG-T. NCBI's taxonomy places the organism in Eukaryota, Metazoa, Arthropoda, Arachnida, Ixodida, Ixodidae. Gene Ontology annotation, biological process: attachment of GPI anchor to protein. The transcript has 11 exons. The record is from RefSeq and is a predicted model, not a curated record. Gene Ontology annotation, cellular component: GPI-anchor transamidase complex. Bases 19 to 1824 code for a protein of 601 amino acids.